AUUUCCUGUUCCCUAGCAACAAGCGCUAUGUGGACUGGAGGAAGGAAUGGGAACACAAUUGCAUUAUCUUAUCUUUAAGCGAAUAAAUGCAUUUAUUUAACGAGUGACCUUAUAUCCGUCGUGAUGUGGAUCGAGACGAUAUUUAAGCUGCCACUCUUCUAAUUGUAUGGACCUACUGCCUGUCAACCACUUUUUCCUCACCCUUUGGAUCUAAAAAAGUGUUCUGCGUUGUGAAUCUAAUGAAUUGCCCUCUUGCAUAUCCAUACACUUCAUCGGCACUGCACUUGUUUCAAUCUGCAUGGUCAUGGCUCUGCAUGACGCUGCACAGACGACCGCCCUACUUGAACACAUGGACUCUCACCUGGAACGAGAGCGCAAAUUCAAAUGCGAGGAAUGCGGGCGCGGAUACAGACACGCCGGCAGCCUUGCUAACCACAGAAAGGCUCACGAUGUGGGAUCUUUUCGGUGCAGCGUAUGUGGCAAAGAGAACUCUAACGCCUUGGCUUUGAAAAAUCACAUGCGGACUCACACGUCGCAGAAGAAGUACUCCUGUUUACAGUGCGGGAAGGCCUUUCGCUUGGCGACACAACUUUCCACACAUGAGAGAGUUCACCUCACCUCGCAGGCGACGGAGUGUGAAAAUAAUGAUGGUAAAGACGUGACGGAGGUCUUUAAUACACCAUGUGACACCUCUGGCGACGCCACUAGCCGACCUUUCAAAUGCAAUCUGUGUGACAAAACAUACAUCCACCACCGCAGCUUGAGCAACCACAAGAAGACCCAUCAAGUGGGAAUGUUUGAGUGCACCGUGUGUUUCAAACUGUUCAAUAACAUGGCCGCCCUCUACAACCACCAGAGGACUCACAAGGUCAGAAACGGCAGCGAUAUCAGCUCAGUAUCUGGCUUCUACGCCGGCUCCACAUUGGAGCAUCGGAAUCCUGACGCUCCUGUCAAUUUCUGCCAUUUGUGUCAGGUUCUAUUUCCAAGUCAUGAAGAGUUCCAGGAGCACAUCCAAAUGCAUAACUCAUCCUCAUCCGUGCCAUUUGGGCUGCAAGAUAACACAGCAGAGAGCCAUCAUGUGACGUAUGACGACAUGUCUAAAUCAAACUGUUAUGCACCUCGUAUAAAUAAUCCUUCCUUGUCACCAGUAGGUAACAGUCAAGCUUUUAAUGGCCGCAUGUAUUCAGACUGCUCCAAUAAUCAAACACCUCAGGGAGAACCCUCGGUCACGGACACAAACAAUAUCAUUCCUGCUCCCGAAUCAGGCUCUGUUGAAUCCGAGGAGCGUCCCUUCAGGUGCCAGAUCUGUGGCAAAAGCUACCGCCACUCUGGAAGCCUCAUCAACCACAAAAGGUCCCAUCAGGUCGGGACUUACCGCUGCUCCAUCUGCAAGAAGAACUAUCCUCACUUGGCCGCACUCAAAAGUCACCUUCGCCUCCAUAAGGGUCAGAAAUGCUCCUUCAGCCUCAACGGGGAGGGGGACUGGCUUUCGUUGGAGCCUUUCACCUCGGACAACCGGCAAGGCUGCUUCCCCUCGCAAGAUAAUGAUGAUGACGAUGAUGCUGGUCUAGGUGUCGAUCAGGAGAACGGGGUGACGUACAGCGAGCGGCUUCAUCAAGAAUUGAGCGAGCACUUGAUGCAGAGGCACAUGUGCGCAGACUGCGGUGAGACGUUCGCAGACAUCGCCGGGAUUAUCGCUCACGGUUGCCCUUCGCUCCGGCAGCAGCAGCACAUCACCGGCGACGACCGUGGCGCCGGCGUGACCUUCCGAGACGGCACCGAUGCGUCAUUCCGUGAAGAGAACGACGCCAGUCGUCGAGGCUACAUCGAGCAAGACCAACUGAACGGUGAAGAAGAUGACGGUGAUCUUUAUCAGUGCUCUGUUUGUGGGAACGGCUACACCAGCAUGACGGCCCUCAGGAGCCAUCUCGGAGGGCACACUCAAUCCCAGUCCGCUGUUGCAGCCAGCUCAGGACCCUCGUCCAUGUCAUCUGAAGAGGAGGCAAAAGAUGAGGAGUCGGAGGAGAUGAUGAUCUGCAGUACCUGCGGAGAAAGCUUUGCCUGCAGACAGGACUUGCUCACUCAUCAACUCGUGCACAUCAAACAUUCAGAGGACGACGACAUCGGCAAGAGCGACGAGGAGGAAGUCGAGAGUCUCAUCUGCAGUCGCUGCGGAGUCUUUUGCACCAACGUCCAUCACCUGGAGAACCAUGACUGCACAGCUAAGAGGCAAGAAGAAGAGGAGCUCAAAGCAAAGGACGUCCACAGAGACGUCAAGGACAACAUCGAGGCGUCUGUGGAUCGUCAGUACAGGUGUGAUCAGUGCGGCCGCUCCUACAGACAUGCCGGCUCCCUCCUGAACCACAAAAAGUCCCACAAGACGGGCGUCUUUAAAUGCAACAUCUGCCAGAAGCGCUUCUACAACCUGCUGGCUCUUAAAAACCACCAGAGGUCCCACUUUGAUGUCAAGAGGCACACUUGUCAUGAGUGCGGAAAAGCCUUUAAAAUCAAAAAGCAACUUUUCAACCACCUCAGGAGGCACAAAGAGAACCGAGCCAAGAUCCAAGAACUGAAUGACCAGGUCCAGGCCCUCAUGCGCUUGAACCGGACCGAGUUAGAUGAAGAUACCGGAGAACAGACGAGACCCGACACCUGGGUCAAAUCAGACGAUGCGGCUGACCCGCGACCUUUUGCAUGUGAGGAGUGCGGACGCACGUAUCGCCACGCAGGAAGUCUGGUCAACCACAGGAACUCCCAUAAAACCGGCCGGUAUUGCUGCUCCGUUUGCAACAACGCUUACUCCAAUCGACUGGCAUUGAAGAACCACCUCCGCACCCACUUAGCCGAUAGAAAACAUUAUUGCCAAAAGUGUGGAAGAGGCUUCAGAGGACAGAAGCAGCUGUCGCUUCACAUCUGUGCCGACUCUCGAAAAAGCGGGAGGCGGAGCUCGAGGCAGAGAGCUUCAAAGUGCAAACACUGUAAACAGACGUUUCCCACGGGCGACCAACUGGUGGCCCACGCCUGCGGGAGAUCUCCAGGAAGCGACAACAACACACAAGGAAACGUUAAAGCGGAGCGCACGUUCUCGUGCAACAUAUGCCAACGCAGCUACCGCCAUGCGGGCAGCCUCCUGAACCACAAGAACACCCACAAGACGGGACACUUCGUCUGCACCUUCUGCUCCAAGCCCUUCACCAACCCCAUGGCGCUUCGCAACCACACGCGCAUCCACACGCAGAAGAAGAAGUACGCGUGCGUCACGUGCGGGAAGGCGUUCCGUCUGGCUAGCAUGCUGCACAACCAUCAGAAGGUCCACAGCCGAGUGGACGGACACUUCAGCUGCUCGGCGUGCGGGAAGAGCUUCCAGGGAAGGUCCGGCCUUAAGAGGCACCGUUGCAGGAAAGGGGAAGGAAGCAGCGUCCAGCAAGGCGACAACCUGGACAAGUGCUUCACGUGUGACCUCUGCGGCCGCUCCUACCGCCACGCCGGAUCCCUCCUGAACCACAAAAAGACGCACUCGGAAAACCUCCACCACUGCCCGCUGUGUCUGCAAACGUUCCCGGACCCCCUGACGCUGCAGAUCCACUCCCAGAUGAGGCGCCAUUGCUGCCCGGACUGCGGCAGGACCUUCUGUCUGAUCUCGCACCUGCAGAGCCACAUGGAGGCGCACUCCAAGGAGCGCUCCCGAGCGUGCCCGGCGCAUACGGUGGAAAGCAAGCCUGAAGAUCUCAGCUGGGACGUGGAGGACUCCGAGGAGGUUCCUCCGCCUUUAUCCCAUCUUCCUGAAAGCGGUGCGGCGGCGAAGGGGCGGAAGAGCCACGUAUGCGAGCACUGCGGCCGCACGUACCGCCACGCCGGCUCCCUCCUCAACCACAAGAACAGCCACAAGACCGGCUCCUUCUCCUGCGCCGUGUGCUUCAAGGAGUUCACCAACCUCAUGGCCCUCAAGAACCACCGCCGCAUUCACACGGAGCCCAAGCGCUACCAGUGCCUGGAGUGUGGAAAGGCCUUCCGGGUGUCCACUCAGCUCAUUUGUCACCGCCGGAUCCACAGCAAAGAGAAACCCUUCGCCUGCUUGCUGUGCGAUAAGACCUUCUCCAGCAAGUCCAACCUGAGGCACCAUGAGAGGAUGCACCAGGACCAGCAGUCCUAUGACUCCGCCUCUUUUAGCUGGGAUGCUAACAACCUUAUGGGCUUGGACAUGGGCUCUUUCCUUUGAUCAGGUUCUUACCUCCAUCGUGGACUGAAUGUUUUCUACAAGAACUUCACCGAUUUGACGGUUUGGACAAAAGAAGCAAAGCCAUCUGUAAAGUCCAGCCUGGUGCCUCCUGAGGGAACUAAAUGUGUUCUAUGAAGGACUAGCAAACCUCUUGGGAACCUCAGAUACCUCCUAGCUUGUUUAGAGCUCCCUUGUAAGGAUUUACUGCUAAAUAGCUCUUCUACUACUGUUACUAGAGUACUACUAAUCGUUACCCUUCAUAUCUAUGUUUGGUGAUACUUAUUUGUUGAUCUAGUACAGCGGUGGGCAAACCUUUUGACUCAUGGGCCGCAUUGAAAAAAAUUGUGCAGGGGGCCAGAAUAUAUAUUUAACACACAUGAUUUUACGCUUAUAAUUUUAAUAAUUGUAAUAAUUUUAAUGAUUUUUAAUAGUUUUUAAAUAUUUUUAAAAUAUUUUUUAAAUAAUUUUUAAUCAUUUUUAAUAUUUUUUAAUAAUUUUUAAUAAUUUUUAAUAAUUUUACGCCUUGAAUUAUUUGUCUAAUUUUAAUUGUCAUACUAUCAGCUAUAUGUUCUUGUUUCCUUUUUUUCAGGAGCACUUUAAACAUCAGACCACAUCAAACUACGAUUUUUUUUUUUUUUUUUUUUUACUGAAUAAGACAUCCGACUUGAAAGUCAUGUUGCCAGCUGGUAUGUUAAAAGUUGAAAUACUUAAAAGCAACUGGCGGGCCGGAUUCAAACGUUUGGUGAGCCGCAUGUGGCCCCCAGGCCGUAGUUUGCCCACCCCUGAUCUAGUAUGUUUCAAUAAGACUUCCUAUGAAUGUUUGUGUAGCCUUUGAUGGACCCAAUGAAUGAAUGAAUGAAUAACUAAUCGACACGACAAAGUUGAGUUUGAUGUCGGUUUCUGUGUAAAAUCAAGCACUUGGAUUAUUUGAGUGGACGGGCAACACAAGAUGGAGGUCAGCCAAGGUUACCAUUUUCAACAGACUUUCAUCAAACUUCCAGGGUUGGCUUGUCUUUUAAGAUGACCUUGCACUGCGGCAAGGUCGUGGCUGCUUUCAUUGGCUGAUUUUAGCUCUACACACAAAUGCAGUAAUUAUGGGCUUUCUCACCUAGCGUUACGCACGUUGUGUCUUUUUAAAAAAAAUAUAUGUUUAACUAGUAUGGAAAAGUUAGUCAAACACACCCUUCAUAAAAUACUGUUUCUUUUGGUAGUAUUGAAAUAUAUUUAAAUAUGACAUCAUUGAAAUAUGUUUUUCAUUUAAAUGUCAUGAAAUAUGAAUUUACAGUACAUGUAUAAUACAUGUAUGUAUGUAUGGUUGUAUGUA
This is a messenger RNA of Doryrhamphus excisus (bluestripe pipefish), 5543 nucleotides long. It is a transcript of the gene znf646, whose product is annotated as zinc finger protein 646. The record is from RefSeq and is a predicted model, not a curated record. Gene Ontology annotation, cellular component: nucleus. Gene Ontology annotation, molecular function: RNA polymerase II cis-regulatory region sequence-specific DNA binding; DNA-binding transcription activator activity, RNA polymerase II-specific. Gene Ontology annotation, biological process: regulation of transcription by RNA polymerase II. Lineage: Eukaryota; Metazoa; Chordata; Actinopteri; Syngnathiformes; Syngnathidae.